ACGCAUGUUCAGUGAACACGUGCAAAGUGGAAGCGAAAAAUGGCUGACGCUGCCAAGGCAGCCGAGCUGAAAGACAAGGGUAAUAAAUUUCUCCAGGCUGGAGAUUUCACCAAAGCGAUCGAGUGCUACACCGAGGCGAUUCAACUUGACCCGUCAAAUCAUGUGUUGUACAGCAAUCGAUCGGCUGCCAACGCUAAGGAUCAAAAGUAUGAACAAGCCUUGAGCGACGCAGAAAAGUGUGUGGAACUGAAACCGGAUUGGGGAAAGGGUUACUCUAGGCUUGGUGCAGCUUAUUCCUUUCUGAAACGUUAUGAUGAGGCAGAAAAGGCAUACACCAAAGGACUUCAGCUGGACCCCGAAAAUGCACAACUGAAAAGUAGUUUAGAGGAAGCCAGGGCUAUGGCACAGCGCAAUAAUCCAAUGAUGAAUCCAUUCGCAAUACCUGACUUGUAUGUUCGUCUUGCGACUAAUCCCAAAACCAAAGCUUUCCUGGAUCAGCCUGACUACAGAACUAUUAUUGAGGUUCUUAGGCAAAACCCUCAGAUGCUUGGAACAUAUCUUCAGGACCCCAGAAUCAUGCAAACAGUAGCAAUAUUGCUUGGGAUUGAAUCUGAAGUGGCAGACAGUGAAGAGCCUGUGCCACCCCCAUCGUCAUCAGAAGAAAAACCAGCUAGUGAACCCAUGGAAACAGAUAAACCAGAACCUGAACCAGAAAUUGAUAUUUCAGUCAAAAAGUCUUUGGAGGAGAAGGAGUUGGGAAAUGCUGCAUACAAACGAAAAGACUUUGAAACAGCUCUGGAUCAUUAUGGAAAAGCUAUAAAACUUGAUCCCAAAAAUAUGAGCUUUCUCACCAACAGGGCAGCGGUCUAUUUUGAACAAGGGAGGUAUGAUGAGUGCAUUGAACAAUGUCACAAGGCAAUCGAAGUGGGAAGCGAUGGAAAAGUGGACUAUAAGUUGAUAGCUAAAGCUUUUGCCCGGAUAGGAAAUGCUUAUUCCAAGCAAAAAAAACUGAAAGAGGCUAUUGAAGCUUACAACAAGUCUUUAAUUGAGCACAGGUCUGCUGAUGUUUUAAAGAAGGUCCAGGAGGCAGAGAAGGCAAUGAAGGAACAGGAGAGACUAGCAUACAUUGAUCCACAGAAAGCUGAGGAAGAGAAAGAGAAAGGAAAUGUGUUAUUUAAAAAAGGGGAUUUUCCUGAGGCACUGAAAAAUUAUAAAGAGGCCAUCAAGAGAGACCCAAACAAUGCAAAACUCUACAGUAACAGAGCAGCCUGUUAUCAGAAAUUGGCUGCUUUCAACUUAGCUUUGGAGGACUGUGAUAUGUGCAUCAAGUUGGAUCCUUCAUUUGUUAAAGGAUACACAAGAAAAGGAGGUGUUCUUUAUGCACUGAAGAGAUUCAGAGAUGCACAGAAAACCUAUGAGAAAGCUUUGGAAUUGGAUCCUGGCAAUAAGGAAGCAACUGAAGGCAUAAGAGCAUGUAAUUUAGCAGUGAUGCAACAGCCUACAGACCCAGAGGAAAUAAGACAGCGAGCUAAUAAUGAUCCUGAAAUACAGGAAAUUCUCACUGAUCCAGCCAUGAAAAUUAUACUCGAUCAAAUGCAGGAGGAUCCCAAAGCUGCCCACGAGCAUCUCAAGAAUCCAGAGAUCCGCAGCCGAAUACAGAGGCUGUAUGAAGCAGGAAUCCUGAAGAUUCGCUGAUUAGUCUUUGUCAUUUUAGUGAUUCUGUGAAUAAAAGGGGAAGACCUGGCAAGGAUUGAUCCAGGACUAAGACUGCAUCUUUAACCCUUGUUUGUAACAUUCUGAAUCAAAGGAUCUUCCCUUAAGAAUGCUGCCAUAAAAUUACAAUUAUUAUUAAAGUCUGACCUUGGGUAACAAAAGUAGUCUGUUAAUGAUCUUGAUUGAUUUUUAUCAAUGAUCUGUUCCUGUUUAAUUCUAUUUACUAGAAAAUGUUUGUGGCUUGAUUUGAAUGAGGCUUGGAAAAUUUUGGGGUUAUUCUUUUAGAGAAAUAGGCGACCUGUAGCAAGACAUGAUUUUGUUCCUCAGUGCGAUCAAAGGAAAAUGAAAAAACAGUAACCAACACCCAACAGGCAUUAGCUGAUUAAAACCAGAUAGUAAAGCUAAACUACAGUUGCACUUUUUGAAAAAAAAAACAAAACGUACAAACAAACAAAACAAAAAAAUUGUAUUUUAUUUGUUGAUGGAACCACAGUUGCCAAAGUCGUGUAUUGUUGAUCACUUUGCUUGCUAAGAAAAACAGAUUUGUUUGUAGUGUUUUCAUCUGUAGUAGUAGUAGUAGUAGUAGUAGUAGUAGAGUGGUGCACAUUAAAGGUAUUUUACAAGGAA
Molecule: messenger RNA, 2340 nt
Organism: Stylophora pistillata
Lineage: Eukaryota; Metazoa; Cnidaria; Anthozoa; Scleractinia; Pocilloporidae
Product: stress-induced-phosphoprotein 1
Molecular function (GO): Hsp90 protein binding
Source: RefSeq, a predicted model, not a curated record